AUGGAGUCAAAAUCUCCGCUCGCGUCGGAACUUCCGUUAGAUGUUCUCCGGAUUAUAUUUAUAUACGUUCGUAAGGCUGGCAAGAAUCCAAAUAUAUAUGAUCGUGGCGCUCGUCGAAGCCUACACUCAUGCCUUUUAGUAAAUAGGCAAUGGUGUCAAGCAGCUGUUCCUAUCCUCUGGCGAAAUUCAUUCUAUUAUUGCACUCUCGGAAGUUCCAAAUUAAUAGAUACUUAUAUCUCUUGCUUCAACACCGAUGAACGUAACGAACUUACAUCCAAAGGUUUUAUUCUCAAAAGAUCGCCACGUUAUCGGCGCUCAACAUUUCCGUACGCGGCAAUGUUAAAACGAUUGGACUAUGAUAGAUUUUGUGGUUCGGUUGACCUUUGGUGUAGUUGUACUGAUCAAGAACUCUAUAAUGCCAGAGUAUUGCUAAUGCGAGCAUUACUUAGGUUAUUUUUAACUCGUUCGGUAAUUUUACUGCAUCUUGUACUUGGAGAAUGGUUUGAAAAAACUACUACUGACUUGAAAUAUCGAAGAAUUAUUGAAGAUGAAUUUCAAGUUUUACUUGAACCAGUGCGUAAAUUGAGAAUUAAGGGAAAUUUUGUUAAGGAUCGUAUUUUGAACGGCCUAUCCGAACCAUGCAAAAACCUGGAUAAAUUAUUCGUCUAUCUAUCAAAUUCCUCUCGAAAUCCUAAUUACAAAGAUGAAUCAACGUCUUUACAAAAAAUAAUCGAAUCCCAAACUCGACUCAAAUCUCUCAAACUUGGCAACGUGUUACUAUCAGCUUUACUUCCUGCAUUACCAUCCCAAUCUAAAUCAUUGCGUAGUAUUAAUUUAUUAGAUGUUACCUUCACUGAGAAUAUGCCAUGGAAUGACCUUUUUGAAUGUAAAAAUCUUGAAAAAAUUAAAUUUCGUGAUUGUAUAGGAUUUGGUAAUAAUAUGAUCAAUUCAUUUACGUCAGCAAUUUUUCCGAAAUUAAAAUUACUUGCGAUUGUCGGAGAAUGUAGAACGGAGGAUGAUGAGCUCUUAACCAAAGACGAUUGUCAUAUAUUGGUCGAAUGGGGCCUUGACCAAGGUGCUCUUGUUACAAUUGGUGAUUGGAAUUGUGUCUAUGGAUGGGUAAAAUUCGGGCAGACUGUGCAUGAAUUUGCAUUUAUAUGGGAAUACGCGGAAAGAUUUAAUAAUAUUUAUCGACAAUAUUUGGAUUGUUUAUCCAAGAGGACCGAAGAAUUUCAAACUUUUAUGUAA
This is a messenger RNA of Scutellospora calospora, 1248 nucleotides long. The record is from the annotation of a GenBank genome assembly. Lineage: Eukaryota; Fungi; Glomeromycota; Glomeromycetes; Diversisporales; Gigasporaceae.